This is a messenger RNA of Prosopis cineraria, 1274 nucleotides long. RefSeq names its product F-box/kelch-repeat protein At3g23880-like. NCBI's taxonomy places the organism in Eukaryota, Viridiplantae, Streptophyta, Magnoliopsida, Fabales, Fabaceae. The coding region runs from base 60 to 1145 and encodes 361 amino acids. The transcript has 2 exons. The record is from RefSeq and is a predicted model, not a curated record. Gene Ontology annotation, molecular function: protein binding.
CACUUCUGCAAGAAGCUAACUUGCUUAUGGAUGGGGUCUGAGAAGUCAAGUGUUUGAAUAUGUUGAACAUGGAGAGCAUCCCGGAGCAGCUCAUCGUCGACAUCCUCUUGAGAUUGCCGGUCAAAUCUUUGUUGCGUUUCAAAUCUGUAAGUAAGUUAUGGCGUUCUCUGAUUUCCGAUCCUCGCUUUGCCCAAUCCCAUUUUCAAAUGUCUUCCUCCCGCGCCGAUAGGAUUGUUCACAUCGCCGAUUCUGGAGCUCGAUCCAUAGAUUUCCACUCAUCUUUCCAUGACGAUUCUGCGAUUGCAAACCUUAAUUUUCCGAUCACAUUAAAUGUGAUGAUUAGGGGUUCUUGUAGAGGCUUUGUGCUUCUCGAUGUUUAUGAUCACCUGUUUAUCUGGAAUCCAUCCACUGGUUUCUACAAACAUGUGCCGUACUUCCCUAUGCCGUCGCCAGUUUGCCCUUUCGUUCUUGGUCUCGGCUAUGACGCCACCGAUGAUGACUAUUUGUUACUUAUCGGGGCGUGUGAUCCGUAUGAUGAUGACUGCGGAUCCGAUUUCCAGUUUUUCUCAACGAAAGCCAAUUCAUGGAAGAAAAUUGAGGGCACUGGUAGUUUUCCCUAUAUGAACGCCACAGAUGACGCUAGGGCUGGGGUGUUUCUGAAUGAAGCCAUUCAUUGGUUGGCCUUCCGCCAUGAUACCUCUGUUGAAUUAAUCCUUGCCUUCAAUGUGAUACAGAGGAAAUUAGUUGAAAUUCCUCUGCCUGGUGACUUUUUCGAAACAUUGGAAUUCGUUUUUCUGGGAACACUGGGAGGAUAUCUCAGUCUAUACGUUGUUGAUGAUGACUUGAACGGAGGAGAAAUUUGGUUGAUGAAGGAAUAUGGAACGAAGUCGUCCUGGACUAAAUCCAUGGUUGUGUCUGUUGAGAUUCCUUGUGAUUUCUUGUUCCCAAUAUGCUUAACCGAGAGUUGUGAAAUAGUUGGAUCAGAUGGUCGCAAUGGGAUAGUGAAAUGCAAUGAGAAAGGACAAGUGCUAGAGCGUGGCGAUUACAAUUAUCAAAUGUUUGAGCAGAACACAGUUGUAUAUACAGAGAGUUUACUUUCACUUCCUUGUGAUGGUGGUGAAGGAGGAGAAGACAAGCAACAAUAAUGAACGAGAAGGCAUGGGGCAAGGACUAGGGAACAUUUUCUCUCUCUUUUAUUUACAAUUACAUUUUCCUUUCUUUUGUUGAAUUCUGAAGGGUGAAAUUAAUUCUGCAGAAUCCUGUGUUUUCCCUCC